This is a messenger RNA of Polyodon spathula (Mississippi paddlefish), 1167 nucleotides long. Its product is annotated as chloride channel protein 1-like. The transcript has 12 exons. The record is from RefSeq and is a predicted model, not a curated record. NCBI's taxonomy places the organism in Eukaryota, Metazoa, Chordata, Actinopteri, Acipenseriformes, Polyodontidae. Gene Ontology annotation, cellular component: membrane. Gene Ontology annotation, molecular function: voltage-gated chloride channel activity. Gene Ontology annotation, biological process: transmembrane transport; chloride transport.
AUGGCAACGUCCUCUUUGAGUGACAGCGGGGAGUGUCCUGUGUUCUCUCACUGUUCUCUCCCAGGCUCAGGGAUUCCCGAGUUGAAGACAAUUCUAAGAGGCGUGGUACUCAAAGAGUAUCUGACCCUCAAAGCCUUUGUCGCCAAGGUGGUUGGGCUGACUGCAGGACUGGGCAGCAGCAUGCUGUUGGGGAAAGAGGGUCCGUUUGUCCACAUUGCCAGUAUCUUUACCGUCGUUCUCAGCAAAAUCAUGUCAAUCUUCUCAGGGGUGUACGAGCACCCUUACUGCUACACUAACAUUCUGAUGGUGGGCUGUGCUGUGGGAGUGGGCUGCUGUUUCGGGACUCCCCCUGGGAGGCAAGUCAGUGUCUUGUUCAGUAUCGAGGUCAGGUCCAAGUACUUCGCUGUCAGAAAUUACUGGCGUGGUUUCUUUGCUGCUACAUUUAGUGCCUUCAUAUUUCGGGUUCUGGCUGUCUGGAACAGAGACACAGUAACAAUCACUGCCCUUUUCCAAACAAACUUCCGAAUGGAUUUCCCCUUUGACCUCCAACAAUUGCCUGCGUUUGCCAUCAUUGGGAUAUUGUGUGGGUUCCUUGGUGCCUUCUUUGUGUACCUGAAUCGGCAGGUGGUUGUCUUCAUGCGAAGACAAACGAUGUUAACAGACUUCCUGACAAGACAUCGGCUUAUCUACCCAGGGGUCGUGACCUUUGUCAUUGCAACCUUGACCUUUCCGUCUGGGUUUGGAUAGUUCAUGGCUGGAGAGCUGAUGCCUCGUGAGUCGAUAAACUCCCUCUUCGAUAACCACACCUGGACAAAGCACGACGGCUCCACACAUGUCCUGCGGAGAUCGGCUGUCUAGAUGCACCCCAAAAUCAGUUUCUUCCUCAUCUUGCUCCUUUUCUUCGUCAUGAAGUUUUGGAUGUCAGUCAUUUCCACCACCAUGCCUGUCCCUUGUGGAGCAUUCAUGCCAGUCUUCAUACUGGGAGCUGCAUUUGGUCAUCUUGUUGUUGAGAUCAUGGCCACUCUCUUUCCCAAUGGGAUUCUCUUCGAUGGGAUUGUAUACCGGAUUCUCCCUGGAGGUUACGCAGUCAUUGGUCAGUCACCCUGUUCUUCUGCAUUAACCUCUUACGCCCCCCUGUUCCGCGGGAGGAACAUCGUGUGGUACUGA